Molecule: messenger RNA, 1095 nt
Organism: Trichomonas vaginalis G3
Lineage: Eukaryota; Parabasalia; Trichomonadida; Trichomonadidae
Product: deoxyhypusine synthase
Exons: 1
Coding region: 1-1095 (364 amino acids)
Biological process (GO): peptidyl-hypusine biosynthetic process
Cellular component (GO): cytoplasm
Molecular function (GO): deoxyhypusine synthase activity
Source: RefSeq, a predicted model, not a curated record
AUGUCUCGCGCUCCCUCGCUCGCUCCAAGCCUUGCAGUUGAUUCAGUCUUUGUUGAAUCAGAAGAACUUACAACUCCACUCGUCAAAGGUUACGUACCAGACGACAAUGGCAAGUUCGAUUUCGACAAGAUGCUUGAACAGAUGAAGUACUGUGGUUUCCAAGCUACCAACCUUGGCCUCGCCAUAGAUCAGAUCAAUGAAAUGCUCCACUAUGACUACGAACCACAACCAGGAGAUGAAAAGAAGCUUUUCGGCCUUGGCGGUGGUGUUGAAGGUGUCAAGUACAAACCACGUGCCUGCAAGAUCUUCCUCGGCAUCACAUCAAACCUCAUUUCCUCUGGUAUGAGAGAUUACAUUCGCUUCCUCGUCAAGCACGCCUUAGUUGAUGUCGUUGUCUGCACAGCCGGUGGUAUUGAAGAAGACUUCAUCAAGUGCCUUGCUCCAACACACAUGGGCGAGUUCUUCCACGAUGGUCAUGAUCUCAGAAAGCGUGGUUUGAACAGAAUUGGCAACCUCAUUGUCCCUAACAAGAACUACUGCCUCUUCGAAGACUGGAUCAUGCCAAUCUUAGACAAGUGCCUCGAAGAACAGAACACACAAGGAACAAAGUGGACUCCUUCCAAGUUAAUUCACCGCCUCGGCCUUGAAAUCAACAACGAAGACUCAGUCUGGUACUGGGCUGCUAAGAACAACAUUCCAGUUUACUCACCAGCUCUCACUGAUGGUUCAAUCGGUGAUAUGAUUUACUUCCACUCUUACAACAACCCAGGACUCGUCCUUGACCUCGUUGAGGACAUCCGCGACAUGAACAACGAGCCCCUCUGGGCCACAAAGACAGGCUGCAUCAUCCUCGGUGGUGGUGUCGUCAAACAUCACAUCAUGAACGCUAACUUAUACAGAAAUGGCGCAGACUUCGUUGUUUACGUCAACACAGCUCACGAUUUCGAUGGCUCUGACUCUGGUGCAAGACCUGAUGAAGCUGUUUCUUGGGGUAAGAUUUCCCUUGAAGCUAAGCCAGUCAAAGUCUACGCAGAAGUUACACUUGUUCUUCCAUUACUUGUUGCAGGAUCAUUCUCUAAAUUCCUUGCUGAGUAA